UUUUGUGAAAGUGAAAGGGCUGCCUGAAAGAAGAACCACAACCUUCAGAAGUAACUUUCGUUAGCGAGUAUACUACUAUUGCUAUUGCUAUUGCUAUUGCUAUUAAUAGUGCUAGUACUGGGCUAUCUGAUCAGAUCAAGAUGAAGUUCUCGAGCAGUGUGUGUGUUACUGCGGUGAGCAUGUGCAUGUCCUUGUCAUUCAAUAGCAAGGUUGCGUCUGUCUCUGGUGCCAAGGAGUACGAGUGGUCUACUAGCUCGUAUGAGAUAUGGGGUUCUGAUCAAUCGAAUUCCGUUGCCAAUCAGACAGCGUUGGGAGUUGCGGGAAGUUUCUUGUGGAUUUGGGACGCCGAGGAUCUCAAGGAGACCAUUAAUAUUCAGCUUCAGGCAGAGCAAGGCUCCGUCUCUACCAAGUCCGGCGAAGCUCCAGCACCAAAGUCGUGUUCGCCUGAUCAAGACAAAGGCCCGUGUGACUUGUUCACCAUUUACCCUGCAGAGCUGACUGACUCGGUGUCGGGAGAAACACUCACUCAAGUCGCUGGAUUUGGCCGUUGGCAUGGCGUCACCAAGGAUCCUCAAAACAAAUAUGUAACGGCCAAUAUCUUUGCUCCUGCUGGAGGAUUUCUCGGCAUUGUAGAUGCCACUACCAAAGCUGCAGUGGCUCUCUUUAGAAUGACCGAAGCCACGUAUUCCACGGGAGACGACCAGGAUGCUACCAAUCGCAACGUUCACAUGAGUUUCUGGAAUGGAGAUGGAUCGGCGAUUCUUGUGCACAACUUGGCAGGCAAAGUCCUGGAACGCAUCAACAUUGAGCGCAAUGAGGAUGGCAAGAUUACUGGCGCCUUUCUGGACAAGAGUGCUGCGGUAGGAUUGGGAAAGGGCAUGAGUGUUGCCACCGAAGCCUCGUUCUUUGAAGGAAGCAAUGCCUUUGGAGAUGCCCUACUCGGCGGUCUCGUGGGGUCCUACGAUGAAGCUGAUUUCGACGAUGCUACCCCUUCAGGAGCCUGCAAAGAAAAUGGAUGUGCGGUGGGAGUGGAUGCUGGAAGACCAAACAACUUGCCCAUUUGUCCCAUUAUCGAUGGUCACACUGGGCUCGUCUUUAACACUCUGGCCGGUGGGGGCCUCCUGGUUGUGGAUUCCACAAAGACUCCCAUGACCAUUGUAGGAGGCUAUGGAAACGAUGUCAUUUAUGGAGCUGGCGUUUGUGGUACACAAGUUGGGGACAUGGUUUACUUUACCAGUGGGGCUUCUGCUUCCGGUGCAGGAGCAACCCAAUCCUUGUUUACCGUCUAUGCCCUCGAUCCAACCCAGUACGACACCAACGCCACGAGCUACGAAGAAAACAUGCCAGAGGCUACCGUGGUCUUUGACGACCCCGCGGGAACGGCGACAGGUGGAAAAUUGACGCGCGAAGCAGAGAAUCUGUCUGGACAAAUUCCUGGAACCACCACGCGUCGCGAUGCCCAUGAUCUCGCUGGAACCAUCGACAACAAGUACGUUCACGUGGUCGAUCGCGUUCAAAACGUCAUUGAAGUAAUGGAUGCCAUGACGAAUGAACGCGUAGGAACCUAUGAUCUCACCACUGCUACUGGCGUUGCCGGGGACGGAACCGUGGGGCCUUGUAACGUUGCUUCCGUGACGGAUGGAGGAGACGAGUUUCCCAUCAACGAUCCGGCACCCGAUUUCAUUGAUGCCACGCCCGAUGGAAAAUACAUGAUCCUUUCCUUGCGUGGUCCAGCUCCCGUUUCGGCAGGCCAUGCGGCACAAGGAUCCUGCCCAGGUGUUGGCGUCGUGGAACUGCUGGAGGGAGGAAAAUCGGGAAAAAUGGUCGGGGUCUUGCGCAGUACCAACUCGGUGCCGGAUGAUGUGGGGGAAAUUGCUCCUACCGGUGGAGCCGUUUACCCGGGAGACGAACGAAGUGAUGUUCACGAUGCUGUUGUAAUCUUUCAUGCAGAAGACGACCAUGCUCACUCCUCGGGUGGGGGUGAAGAAUCAGAAAGCGCUGGAGGUGACUCGGAGAGUGCUGGUGACGAGACUAUGGAGGAUGGUAAGGAGUCGGCGGCCAACCGUGGCUCUUGGAUGAUGGCCGUUGCCGCGGCUGCUGCUUUCGCCGUGGUGGUGGUGUAAAUGGAGUUCUUGAACGGGCACUUGGGUGUGGCACUGGCACGGUAGUUAUACUUGCGCAAAUGUAUCUUAUGUGGUUGUCUACAAAUGAAAAGAUGGAAGAAUAUAGAAAAGUGUUUUUUCCAGUUGC
Seminavis robusta is the source of this 2250-nucleotide messenger RNA. Lineage: Eukaryota; Bacillariophyta; Bacillariophyceae; Naviculales; Naviculaceae. The record is from the annotation of a GenBank genome assembly.